Messenger RNA from Daphnia carinata, 921 nucleotides. Its product is annotated as serine protease 1-like. Gene Ontology annotation, molecular function: serine-type endopeptidase activity. The transcript is spliced from 6 exons. Lineage: Eukaryota; Metazoa; Arthropoda; Branchiopoda; Diplostraca; Daphniidae. The coding region runs from base 51 to 896 and encodes 281 amino acids. The record is from RefSeq and is a predicted model, not a curated record. Gene Ontology annotation, biological process: proteolysis.
AUUCGAAACCGAUUUUCUUAGCUGAUCUAUUUGUUGCCAUCAAAAAAGACAUGCAGUUCAUCCUUGUCAUCCUCGGCUUCGUUUACUUCCAGCCGCUGAAUGCUUUCAUCAACAUGGCCGACGUCGAUUGCGGCAUAUCGAAGUUCAGGAACGGACGGAUCGUCAAUGGCAUCGACGCCGUCGAAGGAGAAUUCCCUUGGAUGGUGUCGCUGAAGCUGCUGCGCGGCCAGACUGGCGAGCAUUUUUGCGGUGGCGCCCUGAUCAACAAGCGCUGGAUUCUAACAGCAGCCCAUUGCGUCCUUAAUCGGCGAGCAGCGCAGAUGCAAGUGAGCGUGGCCGAGCACAAUCUGCUGGGCGCCGAUAGCCAGAGGACGAAGUUAUACCGGGUCCAACAGAUCGUCAUGUAUCCGUCGUACGUGUCUCGUCAGUUGGCCGACGACAUCGCCCUCAUCAAUCUCGACCAACAAGUGCAGUGGAGCGACCGUAUCCAACCGGCUUGUCUUCCUAAUCCAGAUAAAGAUUCAUUCGCCGGUCUGCUGGCGACCGUGUCCGGUUGGGGCUGGACCGACGAGGUCAAAAACGGUGGUAAAAGGGCCAAUACGCUGCAGAAGGUCGAUGUUCCCAUUUUGGCUAAUGCGGAAUGUCAGCAGUGGUACAAGGACGAAAAAAAAUCGUUGACCAUCGUCAGCACGGCCUUGUGCGCCGGUCUUGAAAAUGGCGGCAAAGAUUCUUGUCAGGGUGACAGUGGCGGGCCGUUGAUGAUUAAAAAAGACGGACGUCAUCAGGUAGUUGGUGUAGUCAGUGCCGGAAUCGGUUGCGCUCGUCCUCGUUUACCCGGCCUUUAUACGCGUGUUAAUAAUUACUUAGAUUGGAUCGCUCGCACGGUCCGCAUGUAACAGAAGCAACGAUUAACCCCCUUGU